Molecule: messenger RNA, 1145 nt
Organism: Dicentrarchus labrax (European seabass)
Lineage: Eukaryota; Metazoa; Chordata; Actinopteri; Moronidae
Product: zinc finger protein 233-like
Exons: 2
Coding region: 86-925 (279 amino acids)
Cellular component (GO): nucleus
Source: RefSeq, a predicted model, not a curated record
AAGCGAAGCGUGACGUUCACGGACUGGCCAGAGUACGUCUCAUAGCGCAAAUAAAAGCUGUUAAUCUCCCUAAGAAACGCGCAGCAUGCAUUCACUGAAAGCCUUCCUCAACGAGAGGCUGACAGCGGCGGCGGAGGAGAUCUUUGGAGCUGUUGAAAAGACAAUAGCCGACUACAAAGAGGAGAUUUCUCGUUCAAAAGAUUUAGAAAUCAGUCGCCUCAGGAUGCAGCUGAAGCUUCUCAAGUCAGAGCCCCGGUUGGAUAGAUGCCUUGGAGCCCAGCUGCAGCAGCACACCCAUCACCACCACCAUCUCCAUCCUCCUCCUCCUCCUCCUCCCCCUCAGCAGCAGCAGCAGCUCCAUCAGUCAAUCCCUGCAGUGGAGGCUCCUGAGUCCCAGCACUGUGAGGAGGAUGGGGGCAGCAGCAUGGAGCAGGAGCACCCAGAGCCCUCACAGGUGAAGAAGGAGCAGCAGAGGAGCCACAGGGACUUCUGGAUGGGUCACGAUGCAGAGCAGCUCGAGAGCCUCGAAUCAGACAUCAAAGACUUCAUCUCGUCUCCUUCCAGUCUGAGAGGCGGCCUGCAGGACCCCACCUUACCCUUCCACCCAAACCACCACAACGCCAACAACAACAACAACAACGAGGAGAGCAAAGAGAAACCCUACUGCUGCUCCGUUUGUGAAAAGCGGUUCAGCAACUGCUCCCACCUCGCCGCUCACAUCAGGACACACACAGGGGAAAGACCUUACAGAUGUGAGAUAUGCAGAAAGACUUUUAUCACAACCAGCGCUCUGAACAGACACCAGACGAUCCAUACAGAAGGGAAACACUUUGUGUGUAAUUACUGUGGGAAAUCCUUCAAAUGGAUGGAGUCUCUUGGCCGGCACAUGAGGAGUGUGCACAAGAGAGAGAAUCUGCCUGUAUGACUGUCACUGAACUGACACUGCCAAUAGAUUCAUGUUGUCGCUGUAUGUUAGUCCUUUAUAAUUUAAGUGUAAAGCAUCCAGUAGGUGCAAACACUAAAUGUAAUGUCUGUUUUAUAUUGGCUGCAGUAAGUUAUGUGUAAAAAUACAACCACAGAGACACCUUUUAAUAAAGAAAUGAAGGUAAAUGUAGUCUUACUGAAUAAAAUUAUAAUAUUCUAGA